AUGAGGACUACAUCCCACCUGCUCCUCUCUUUUCUUUUGACUGCAGCCUACAGUCAACUAGUCACUGGUUUCACGCCUCCAGGAGGAGCACUCAAAACAACGACAUUAUCGACAACCAAACAAGAACCUGGUUCACAUCUCUACAGCUUAUCUCGACGUCAAGUCUUGGAUAAUGUUUCGACGGGUGCCGCUGUCAUUGCUGGCAGCCAACUUUCUCCCAACAAUGUCCAUGCUGCUGCUGCCGCUGCUGUUACUACCACCACCACUACAAAAUCCAACAACAACAACAACAAUCAGAACCUCCAAGCCGACUUACCCAUGAUCCGACUGAAACUCCCCAAAGGUGGACUCGGAAAGGACUAUGUGGCAGUCAAAGUUAAUAUUCAAGGAAUGGGUCCUUUCGAUUUCAUGGUGGAUUCAGGAUUGACCACCGAAUUGAUUACUCCCCAUUUGCAACAAACCAUGGGCAUUGGUCGAACCAGCAAGAGCAACCGAAAAAUGACUGGCUAUGGAGCUGGAGGCAGCUCGGUCCAAAGUCUGGUGGAUUUGGAUGGAAUGACCUUACUGGACAGUGACUUGGUACUUCCGAAGCUACACGCAUUGAUUGUGGACUUUCCACAAGAACAUAUCGAUCCAGCGCAUGAUCCAGUGGAAGGAAUGUUGGGAAUGGAACUACUGAGCCAAUUUGAUGUUGAUUUUGACUUUCCCAACAACCGGAUUCGAUUUUACAAGCCAGGUACUGCACCAACCACCGGUUUGGUGGAAAUCCCUGCCAUUGUGAUUAACGAAACUGGUUUGAUCGGAAUCCGAGUUACUACUACCAGUAGUACUACUGGAACGAAUCAGCAACAACAACAACAACAACAACAACAACAACCAAUUCUUGGAUUCUUGGACUGUGGAUCCACCUUUUCUUGUGUCAAUUGGAAGGCUGCUGCAGCCUUGGGUCUACCUGCAAAGAGUGACGCAAUCUACCAAAAGGCACCCAAAGUGACUGCCAUUGGAGUGGACGGUCGUCCCCUCCAGUUGCCGAUAGUCUCCAAGCAACUUGAUUUUGCUGGAAAUGCACAAGUGGACAAGGCAUCUGGUGUGACUACUGGUUUUGAUCGUCCACCAUCUGAAUGGCAGCCCUGGGAUAAAGUGCAACUGGCAGUGGGAGACGUUCCAGCCUUUGCUAGUGCUUUAGGAGAUGGACGUACUCCUUACCAAGGACCUGCCGCCUUGAUUGGGUUGGACAUUUUGGGGCAACGACGAUUUUUGCUGCAAGCGGGAACAGGAAAUUCCAGGCGGCGACGAGUCUUUGUGUCUCCGCAGUAA
Messenger RNA from Cylindrotheca closterium, 1317 nucleotides. The record is from the annotation of a GenBank genome assembly. NCBI's taxonomy places the organism in Eukaryota, Bacillariophyta, Bacillariophyceae, Bacillariales, Bacillariaceae.